Molecule: messenger RNA, 201 nt
Organism: Gongylonema pulchrum
Lineage: Eukaryota; Metazoa; Nematoda; Chromadorea; Rhabditida; Gongylonematidae
Source: the annotation of a GenBank genome assembly
AUGUCUGGCAAAGUUGACCGUCACUUUGGAUGGUCAGCUUUCGCCGAUGUUGAUAUUUCUCGUCUGAAAAGAAAUAUCACAUUGACGAAAGUUGGCGGUCUGCAGCAACACUCCACACAAAACCCUUGUGCACUUAGGCCCGGUUCUCGACCGUUUGCGGUGAAUCCAACCGACCAUGUUGAUGUCGUUGAACCCGGUUAG